AUGUUAAACAACUUAAAAGAUAAUUCAUCUUCAGCUACCACAAAUGUAAAAGAUAGCAUGAAAUUAAUCAGUGAAAAAUUAGGAAUACCAGAAUGGAAACUAAAUGAAAACGAUUUAAAUGAACCAAAUGAAAUAUUCAAUCAAAUAUUGAAUGAAUUAAAUUUGGUUAAGAAUUUAGAUUUGGAAACAAAAGAAUACUCGGACGAAGAAUUAAUUGUUCGUAUUAGUGGUAGAACAGCACUCUGUGAUUAUUGCCAAUUAAACUUACCUGAAUUACCAUUUAACAUGGAUUAUCAUAAAUUUACAAGCAUUGAUGCUAAUAAUCAAUUCGAGAAAAUAGUUCAAACAUGCGGUUACACUGUAACAGCUUAUCUGUCGGCAAGCAAAUGGGGCUUUCAUCUUGAUGGAGGGUUGAAUAAGUUAAUAAAAAAUAGUGUUGAACAGUAUGAACAAGAUUCAAAAGCAUCAACAGAAGUUCAUUUCACAUAUUAUUCGUUUCUACCAAUGAAAUCAUUUCGCAUACCAAUUGAAGAAAUGCGAUUUGGUAUAAAUCAUCUCGGUGGUAUUUAUUUAUGCACAAUAUCUAUAACAACUGAUACUUUAUUCUCUGUUGAUAACUUAGAAAAAAUUGGUGUAAAUCAUUUUAAUACGACUAUUGCUGCCGGUUUUCAAAGGCUCAAUAUAGGUGGCAGUAUCUCUUACGAAUUUUUUGACGAUAUUGGCGAACAUACACAAAGUACACAUAAACGAAAACAAGCACAAGUUAAAUUUCAUAUCAGUUGUUACGGUCCACCAUGUUCGAAUCGUGAUUGA
Molecule: messenger RNA, 813 nt
Organism: Rotaria sp. Silwood2
Lineage: Eukaryota; Metazoa; Rotifera; Eurotatoria; Philodinida; Philodinidae
Source: the annotation of a GenBank genome assembly